AUGGCAGACAUUGCGGCUAGGCAACAGCAGCAGCCGGGCGCCGGCGGCCAUGGCCAACCUCUGCCUGCGCAGCUCGCCUUCGGGAGACCCGCAAAUGACGCAGACGACAGCGGCACGGAUACAGAUGAUGAGGGCCGUCUCAUCCAGCAGGCCGCAGCCACAGCCAAAAUCCGCGGGUCUGAGCCACCCAGCAGCGAGAUCCCGGCCCCAAAGCCAUUCCGCGCCGGCACAACUGCGGCGGCGGCCACAGGCGCUGCCGCCACAGCUGCCCCACCAAAGCCCAUAGCUCCCCCCGCUCGCCCCGCGCAGCCGCAGCCGCAGCCCGCACCUCGCCCCCCGGCUGCCGCGACCGUCAAGGGCAAGGCCGCCCCCAAGCGACCAGCCGGGGCCAUCACGUUGCGCACGCUGCUGGAUGCCGGCUUCCUGGUUCCCGGCAGCAAGGUCCUGUACGUGGAGUACAAGGGCCUUAUCACCUGGGCCGACCUCACCGAGGAAGCCACCAUCCUGUGCGAAGGCCAGGCGUUCGAGUCCCCCUCCGCCUUCUCCAUCUGGGUGAAGCGGAAGCUCAACCCGGAGCGAAAGGCGGAUGACGGCUGGAAGGCGGUCAAGUACGCGGGGAAGCUCCUGGAGCACUUCAAGGAGCAGUACCUGCGCCAGCAGCUGGCGGCCUCCGGGCUGGGGGCCCUCAGUGGGGGCGGCGGAGGCGGCACUCGCGGGGCCACCCCCACGGGCUCCUUUGGAGGGGUGGGGGUGGGCGGAGGGGGGGGUCCGUCACCCCACUCCAGCAGCUACCCGUCGCCACUGAGGCAGGCGGCAGGGCUGGGGCUGGGGGUGGCGGGGGCUGAGGCCAAUGGGGCCGCUGAUGAAGAUGGUCCCCCCAGCAAGCGGCAGCGCACCGAGGAGGGCCCGGAGGUGGAGGCGGGAUCCAGCGGGGGCGGGGGGGUUGGGGGGGUUCGGGCGGCAACAGGUCUCAAGAUAAAGCUCAAGCUCAAGCCCGCCGCCCCCGCCCCCGGCCCCGCCCCCGCCCCCCGGUCUGCGGGACCACUGCUGCCCCUGCCCGGGCCCGCCGUGUCCGAGGUGGCGUGUGGGAACUACCUGGGAGCUGAGCCCGGCAGCGGGGCGGUGGGGGCGCAGCCCUUCAGACUGAGGGUGUCGGACAUGGUUGUCAUCGUGAUGGACUUCCACGCGCACUGCUCCUCCACGGAGGUGGGCGGACUGCUGGCGGGGGUCUACGACCCAGCCAGCCGCACCCUCACAGUCACACGGGCAUUUCCGGCGGCGGGGAUCGCGAGCGCCAACGGGUCAGGGCGUCCGGCGGUGGCGGUGGAGUUCGAUGCCACGGACAUGGCCCGGGUGCGGGAGGUGAUUCGCAACUGGGGUCUGCAGUGUGUGGGCUCCUACCGCUCCCACCCCGCCUACCCCGCCGCGCCCAACACCCUGGAUGUGCUGCACGCGGCCAAACUGCAGCAGGAGCAGGAGGGCGCGGCGGCGGGCAGGUCACCGGCCCCAGCGGGAGGAGAGGGGGGCCAGCAGCCGCAGCCCAGUGUUUGUGCCAUUGUGGCGCCCUACGACCCCCUGUUAUGUGGCCCUUCCAGUGCAAUCACGUGGUUUCAUUUGCAGUACGACACGUCGCGCCCGGCGCUGCCUGCCGUCACGUCGUCCUCGUCGUCUCCCCCUCCCCCUCCCACCACCAUCCCCGCACUGCCUCCCCCGGGCCUGUGCCCCAUGUGUUUGGAUGUGGAGCACGCGGAGAACCCCACCUCCCACAUGGACAUCAUGAACCUGGUGUCCACGCAGUUCCAUGUGGGUGCUGGGGGGCACAUCGCCCGGAGCUACGCGGCGCGACCCACUCGGGCGCCCAUGGCGCUGCCUUGGAGGCGGCCGCACUCGCACUCGCACUCGCCAUCCUCCUCUUCAUUUUCUGCCGGCGCUGGCGGCGGCCUCGUUAGCUGGCGCCCGCAGCAGCAGACGUGCUUGGACAAACUGGUCGCUUCGGUGGUGUCUAGGCUGCCAGACAUGUUUGAGGGCGAUUUGAGGAUAACGUACGGCACAAUGGUACGGGACAUGGUACAGCACGAGUUUGCGCUGGCGGAGCGGGCGGGCAAGGCACGCGGCGGCGCGGGGGGUUCAGACGACGGUGGCGGCUUUGGCGGCGGUGGAGGGGGGGGCCUGGCGGCGGAGCGGUCGCGGCGGCCUCUGCGGGGUAAUGGCGGCUGGGCUACGGCACUUCGUUUCAACAGCGACGAGGAGGAGACGGAGGACGAGGAGGACGAGAUGGACGAUAUGGAGCUUGAUCAAGAUGACAUGGAGGUUGACCAAGGCCGUCGGCAACGCGCGGCCAAGAAAUUUUCUAAGCGAUUUAACAGUGCACAGCUACAUGGGGAUGAACCCAAGGGUAACCCGAAUGGUGACACCAAGGGUGACUGGAUGAGCACUGCGCAAGCUCGGGAUAUCCUCCGACAAGUCAGCGAGCUAUGCUGCGGAAAUAAGAUCAGUGUCGAUAAUGCUUUUGACCUACAAGGAAUUGAUGCUCUACGGGCGUUGGUGUUCAGUGACGGCGCGAAGGACAGCGCCCUCUCAAGUGAGGGGCAUUUCCAGAAUGCUGGAAUCGGCUUGGAAGCUGGCACGAAAAUCUACAGCAAGCGUGUGGAUGCAGUGUACAAUCUCGCUAACUCUAUCAACUACGGUCAAGCCUUCCGCAAAGCCGACG
Messenger RNA from Volvox carteri f. nagariensis, 2710 nucleotides. RefSeq lists its product as uncharacterized. Gene Ontology annotation, molecular function: chromatin binding. Gene Ontology annotation, biological process: mitotic chromosome condensation. Gene Ontology annotation, cellular component: condensin complex. The record is from RefSeq and is a predicted model, not a curated record. The annotation marks the transcript as partial. The transcript has 13 exons. Lineage: Eukaryota; Viridiplantae; Chlorophyta; Chlorophyceae; Chlamydomonadales; Volvocaceae.